This is a messenger RNA of Ctenocephalides felis (cat flea), 1550 nucleotides long. RefSeq lists its product as uncharacterized. Lineage: Eukaryota; Metazoa; Arthropoda; Insecta; Siphonaptera; Pulicidae. Bases 18 to 1550 code for a protein of 510 amino acids. The transcript has 8 exons. The record is from RefSeq and is a predicted model, not a curated record.
AUAGGGGGAAGAACGCAAUGUGGAAUUUAACUUCGAUUUUAAUUUUGGUUUUAGUUUUUGUCUGGUCUACUGAUGCUGCAAAAUAUCCGAGAGGAAUAAAAAAACCAGGCAGAUUUGCAAGUAACAGUAAAAGCACCCGUUAUGGAUCCCCUGAUCCCGAAGUAAAUCGUCGUCUUGCUGGUAUCGCUAGGCAAAUGCUGCGCCAAUAUCAUUGGGGCGCUUUAGGUGUACUAUCAGACUAUUGGGAAACUUACGAUUAUCCUUUUGUUACACCCAAAAUGUUUGCUGAAGGAAAUUCUACUUACAGCUCCGGUAUGCCUUACUUUUUCCUGUCCCCUGAUUACUACGUUACACAGCAUCUUGAGCAUAGUCACAAAGUAUCAUUCUCUGUCAGUCGUAUGCAAAGUGGUGAAUGUAAGGAGGAGGGAAUUGAUGUUCAAAAUCCUCGGUGUUUUUUUGUUGUAUUCAACGGAAAUUUCACGAAAUUAGAGAGAGGUACGCCCCAAUAUGAAGAAGGAUACCAAUUUCUGACUGAAAAAUAUCCAAGAAUAAAAACCACUCCAAAUAAGGAAAACUAUGUAAUAGGAUACAUCAGUUUGAUUGAUGUUAUGAUAGUUGCUGGUAAGGAAGAAUUGGAAUGCGUUCCUAUGGGCGCUUAUCAUAAUACACCCCCAAAUGAAAAUUAUGAAGAAGAAGAAUUUUAUGCGACUCCUUCAAAAAGAGUAAAAAACAGAAAAAUUAAGAAAAAAAUAAGCCGUAAACAAAAUGCACACACUACUAGUAAUAGGGUAAAGAACGGAAUGUGGAAUUUAACUUUGAUUUUAAUUUUAGUUUUAGUUUUUGCCUGGUCUACUGAUGCAGCAAAAUAUUCGAGAGGAAUAAAAGUUCCGGGCAGAUUUGCAAGUAACUGUAAAAGCACUCCUGAUCCCGAAGUAAAUCGUCGACUCGCUGGUAUCGCUAGGCAAAUGCUGCGCCAAUAUCAUUGGGGCGCUUUAGGUGUACUAUCAGACUAUUGGGAAACUUACGAUUAUCCUUUUGUUACACCCAAAAUGUUUGCUGAAGGAAAUUCUACUUACAGCUCCGGUAUGCCUUACUUUUUUCUGUCCCCUAAUUACUACGUUACAAAGCAUCUUGAGCAUAGUCACAAAGUAUCAUUUUCCAUCAGUCGUGUGCAAAGUAGUGAAUGCAACCAGGAGGGAAUUGACGUCCAAAAUCCUCGGUGUUUUUUUGUUGUAUUCAACGGAAAUUUCACGAAAUUAGAGAGAGAUACUCCCCAAUAUGAAGAAGGAUACCAAUUUCUGAGUGAAAAAUAUCCAAGAAUAGAAACCACUACAAAUAAGGAAAAUUAUGUAAUAGGAUACAUCAAUUUGAUCGAUGUCAUGAUAUUUGCUGGUAAGGAAGAAUUGGAAUGCAUUCCUAUGGACGAAUAUCAUGACACACCUCCAAAUGAAAAUUAUGAGGAAGAAGAAUUUGGUUCGACUUCGUCAAAAACAUUUCCCAACACAAAAAAUAACAGAAAAAUAAAUCGUAAACGAAAGGCACGCAUAUAA